CACUCAUCUCCCCCUCGUGAUCGUAUAACUCACUCUCCCUAUACCUCCGCUACGUAUGGUUAUGUAGAUACCUGGUGUAUCUUUUGACAUAUUAAUUGUAGACUCGUCCUUCUCAUACGCUCCUUUAUUUUUCUUGUUUCUUACUGUCCUCCGUACUCAGCUCGGAACUUUCUCCCAUCAGACGAACUUACACAGAACUGUUGGUAUAAUAAAGUUUCGUCAUCGCCUCAGAAUUCAUACAACCGUUUCUGUUUUCUGGUUUCCCCCCAGCAAUCCACCAACCUCGAACUCGAGUCCUUCACCACGCAAGCUUGCAACACCAUUCAAAAUGUCGACGGGUACAGAUAUCCUCCUUGUGGGGAAUGGCCUGCCAGACGAUGAGCAUAUUCUUCGACCUCGUCCUCGCAAACCCGGAAAUCCAGCUAUCAUAAGAACUCUUAGUGAAGAUGGCCGUUUAUCCGCCAGUGAGAACGGGAACAUUUCCGGCCAAACAAGGUAAUCAUCACCCAGAAUAUAUGCCAGACACAGCUAAUUCUUGCAGUGGUCGUUCAACUCCAGUACCGGAAGAUGCACCCCCCUCGGCGCAUACCAUUUCCCAUGCGCGUAAACAACUCAAAGCCCAACAAAGGCGCCGAAUAUUUCCUACCAUCGAAUAUGCCUCGAGAGUUUCUCAUUUCGAUUCGCAGAGCGACUAUCGUGAUUUUACCGGAUUUUAUGUGCUAUUUUGGAUCGCACUUACUAUCAUGGCUAUAACUACCAUGUUGCGCAACGUCAAAGAUACCGGAUAUCCUAUGCGUGUGAAGAUUUGGCAGUUAUUUACUGUGAAAGUAUGGGAACUGGGGUUAGCAGAUGGAUUGAUGGUCUUUUCCACCUCGGUCAGUCUGCCAUUACAUCGUCUAUUCAGGAGUGCAGCAGGCCGGAAUAUGGGAUUCAAAUGGCAAGGUGGGGGAAUGGCAGUUCAAGCUCUCUACCAAACGAUAUGGCUGGCAUUCUGGGUUGCGUGAGUGAAAAUAUUGCAAUCGCAUUGCUGAAAUUUUCUAACAUUUACCAGAGUACCUUUCCUUCGUCAAUGGACCUGGACAGCCCAAGUUUUCCUCACACUACAUGUCCUCGUCAUGCUCAUGAAGAUGCAUUCAUAUGCCUUUUACAAUGGCCAUCUUAGCGAAACUGAACAGAGACUACAUGCUUUGGAUAAUCCAUCAACCGCUUCAAAAGCACCAGCAUAUCAAUAUCCAGCCACUGGUCAACCGGAAAAGCCAAAAACACCCGAAGAACAGUUAGAUUUAGCUCAAUUACGAGAAGAUCUAGCAAUUGAACUCAUCUCCCCAAUGGGUAAUGUCACAUAUCCAAAGAAUUUGACAUACGCCAACUAUGUCGACUACCUUUUCUGUCCAACUCUUUGCUACGAAUUAGAAUACCCCCGUACGAGCGGUAUCGUUUGGUCCGAACUCGGCUACAAAGUUCUAGCAGUUUUCGGAGUCAUCUUUCUCCUCACCAUUACGUCUGAAGAAUUCAUUCUCCCAGUCUUGACUGACUCAGCACUUCGACUCGAGACUGUCGAUUCUUUAACCGAAACGGGCUUGAUUCUCGCAGAGUCAAUCUCUAUGCUCUUAUUCCCUUUUAUGGUCACCUUCCUCCUCGUCUUCCUAGUAAUUUUCGAGUACGUCCUUGGUGCUUUCGCAGAAAUAACAUGUAAGUUCUCCUCCGCUCGCCAUUCUCCCAUAAACUAACAAUACAUCCUAGGUUUUGCAGACCGCCACUUCUACUCCGACUGGUGGAAUUCAACCGACUGGCUCGAAUUCUCCCGCGAAUGGAAUAUUCCCGUCCACCAUUUCUUCCGUCGUCACGUGUACUCUGCUUCUCGACCACAUAUCGGCCGUCCUAUGGCUACCCUGAUCACUUUUCUGAUUUCCGCGAUUGGACAUGAGAUUGUGAUGGCGUGUAUCACGAAGAAACUCAGGGGAUAUGGAUUCGCAGCUCAGAUGAGUCAAUUGCCAAUUGUCAUGCUGCAACGCACAAAGUGGGUUCGUGGCAAGAAAGUGCUGAACAACGUUUGUUUUUGGUGCUCGAUGAUUUUAGGGUUGAGUUUGAUUUGUAGUUUGUAUGUGCUUUGUUAGACGGGGCGAAGGUUGGUCAAUAUGGAUCGUGAUUUGGAUUUGGAUAUAGACAUCUUGGACCGGAUUUCUUUGUUUUCACCAUCUAGCUUAUCUCUAUGGAUGAGUUUUUUGUGCUUUUCUUUUCCUUCUGUUUUU
This is a messenger RNA of Hymenoscyphus albidus, 2252 nucleotides long. The record is from the annotation of a GenBank genome assembly. NCBI's taxonomy places the organism in Eukaryota, Fungi, Ascomycota, Leotiomycetes, Helotiales, Helotiaceae.